Messenger RNA from Puma concolor (puma), 747 nucleotides. It is a transcript of the gene RASL11B, whose product is annotated as RAS like family 11 member B. The record is from RefSeq and is a predicted model, not a curated record. Gene Ontology annotation, molecular function: GTP binding; GTPase activity. Lineage: Eukaryota; Metazoa; Chordata; Mammalia; Carnivora; Felidae.
AUGCGCCUCAUUCAGAACAUGUGCACCAUCGCCGAGUAUCCCGCCCCGGGCAGCGCCGCCGCCGCCGACUGCUGCCUGGGGGCGGCGGGCCGCCGCCUUGUCAAGAUCGCGGUGGUGGGGGCCAGUGGUGUGGGCAAGACCGCUCUGGUGGUCCGCUUCCUCACCAAACGAUUCAUUGGUGACUACGAAAGGAACGCAGGUAAUCUCUAUACCAGACAAGUCCAAAUAGAAGGUGAAACCCUGGCUAUUCAGGUUCAAGACACGCCAGGUAUUCAGGUCCACGAGAACGGCCUGAGCUGCAGCGAGCAGCUGAAUCGGUGCAUUCGCUGGGCAGAUGCCGUGGUGAUCGUGUUCUCCGUCACUGACUACAAGAGCUAUGAACUCAUCGGCCAGCUCCACCAGCACGUGCAGCAGCUACACCUGGGCGCCCGGCUGCCCGUGGUGGUCGUGGCCAACAAAGCUGACCUGCUGCACAUCAAGCAGGUCGACCCUCAGCUCGGACUGCAGCUGGCCAGCGUGCUGGGCUGCUCGUUCUAUGAAGUGUCGGUCAGCGAAAAUUACAACGACGUCUACAACGCUUUCCACGUCCUGUGCAAGGAAGUGAGUCACAAACAGCAGCCCAGCAGCACACCAGAGAAGCGGAGAACCUCCCUCAUUCCCAGGCCCAAGUCCCCCAACAUGCAGGACCUGAAGAGGAGGUUCAAGCAAGCCCUCUCUGCCAAAGUGAGGACUGUCACCUCCGUCUGA